Messenger RNA from Oryza sativa Japonica Group (Japanese rice), 870 nucleotides. RefSeq names its product glycine-rich RNA-binding protein 2. NCBI's taxonomy places the organism in Eukaryota, Viridiplantae, Streptophyta, Magnoliopsida, Poales, Poaceae. Gene Ontology annotation, molecular function: RNA binding. The record is from RefSeq and is a predicted model, not a curated record. Gene Ontology annotation, cellular component: nucleus.
GGGCAAGCAGUGCCUCCUCGUGCUCUCUUUGAGGUGGGUUGGCUUCUCCUCCCCCUCUUUACCUUUUCCUCCUCGGUUCGGUUCCGUGGUUCGUCUAGGGUUUAGUGGGUUGAGAUGGCGGCGCCGGAUGUCGAGUACCGCUGCUUCGUCGGCGGCCUCGCCUGGGCCACCGACGACCGCUCCCUCGAGGCCGCCUUCUCCACCUACGGCGAGAUCCUCGACUCCAAGAUCAUCAACGACAGGGAGACGGGGAGGUCACGUGGGUUUGGCUUCGUCACCUUCUCCUCCGAGCAGUCGAUGCGCGACGCCAUCGAGGGCAUGAACGGCAAGGAGCUCGACGGCCGCAACAUCACCGUCAAUGAGGCCCAGUCCCGCCGCUCCGGCGGCGGAGGCGGGGGCUACGGCGGCGGCGGUGGCGGCUACGGCGGCGGUCGUGGAGGCGGCGGCUACGGAGGAGGUGGCGGCGGCGGCUACGGGCGCCGUGAGGGCGGCUACGGUGGCGGCGGCGGCUACGGCGGCGGCCGUGGCGGCGGCGGCGGCGGCUACGGUGGCAGCCGUGGCGGCGGCUACGGCGGCGACUCCGGCGGGAACUGGAGGAACUGAUUGGUGGGGCCCAUCGUGGCCAGUUAUCCUUAGCUAUCCGUGUCAGAAUCAUCUUAUCAUCGAGUCGAGUCGUUAUCGUGUCCAGUGGCUCUCUCGAGUCGAGAAGCCCUCUAUCCAUCCAUCCAGUGUUAGGUGUUCUUCGUCCGUGAUGUUACCAUGAAUUGAGUUCGCUUUGGUUAUGGUGUUUGAACUGCUUGUUGCUAUCUAUCGGAAUGAAAUGAAAUAGAAAACAAGGAGAAAAAAAAGAGUUCGAAAGUUUUGUUCGCA